AUGAACAAGAACUCACAAGUAAUAGCCAAGAUCAAGCCCAAGAUUCGCAUAAUCCAUAUAUUCGCACCGGAAGUAAUCAAGACCGACGUCAAGAACUUCCGUUCACUCGUCCAGAGUCUAACCGGAAAACCGGCGGCGGGAGAGGCCAAAACCGGUAAAAGGAGAGCCAGACCAAGAAUUCCGACGUCCCAAGAACCGGUUAGCGGAGAUCAUCAGCCGGUUAACAGGCUUUCGGGUUUCACCGGUUUAUUGGCCAACGGAGGAAACCAUCAGGUGAAAGAAGAAUGGGGAUCCGGUGAUCAGAGCACUUCGAACACAAAUACUUACUUUGAUCUAGAAGGUCUGAUUCAAGAUGUUGGAGAAGAUUACUUCUCUUCGUUUCCCAUGAGAUCAUCUUCUUCUUCACAAGUUGAAGGUUUCAUUUUCGACAACAACAACAACAACAACAACUUCGAUACAAAGGAUCAUUUUGCACAUCACACGCAGCAAAUCAUUUUCGCCUUUUUCUCUUCUCGAUCGCCGUCAAGCUCUCGAAUCUCUGGUUAUAAGUUUUGGAGAAUGGUGUUUUUCCGCAGCGUAUCGGCCUUAUCUAGGCUGAGGUCUCGCGUUGGGCAACAAUCUUCGCUCAGCAAUUCGGUCAGAUGGAUUCAAAUGCAGAGCUCUACCGACCUGGACCUGAAGUCGCAGCUGCAAGAGUUAAUCCCAGAACAGCAGGACCGUCUGAAGAAACUGAAGUCUGAACAUGGAAAGGUCCAACUGGGAAACAUCACUGUUGAUAUGGUAAUUGGUGGUAUGAGAGGGAUGACUGGAUUGCUCUGGGAAACCUCAUUGCUUGACCCGGAAGAGGGAAUACGCUUCAGGGGCUUGUCGAUUCCUGAGUGCCAGAAAGUAUUACCUGCUGCCCAGUCCGGAGGAGAACCAUUGCCCGAGGGUCUUUUGUGGCUUCUUUUAACUGGAAAGGUACCUAGCAAAGAGCAAGUUGAAGCACUUUCAAAAGACUUGGCGAACCGUGCUGCUGUGCCAGAUUAUGUGUACAAUGCCAUCGAUGCCCUGCCUUCCACAGCUCACCCAAUGACUCAAUUUGCUAGCGGCGUUAUGGCCCUCCAGGUGCAAAGUGAGUUCCAAAAGGCAUAUGAGAGUGGAAUUCACAAGUCAAAGUUCUGGGAGCCAACAUACGAGGACUCACUCAACCUGAUUGCUCGUGUUCCUGUUGUAGCUGCGUAUGUUUAUCGGAGGAUGUAUAAGAAUGGCAAUUCCAUUCCCUCAGAUAAAUCUUUGGAUUAUGGUGCUAAUUUUUCCCAUAUGCUGGGAUUUGAUGAUGAGAAAAUGAAAGAGCUCAUGAGGCUUUACAUUACUAUCCACAGUGACCACGAAGGUGGAAACGUUAGUGCUCACACUGGUCACCUGGUUGGAAGUGCACUUUCAGAUCCAUAUCUGUCAUUUGCAGCUGCAUUAAACGGUUUAGCUGGGCCACUCCAUGGUUUGGCUAAUCAGGAAGUUUUACUUUGGAUCAAAUCAGUUGUGGAGGAAUGUGGAGAAAACAUAUCGAAAGAGCAGUUGAAAGAAUAUGUCUGGAAAACAUUAAACAGUGGCAAGGUUGUUCCCGGAUAUGGACAUGGUGUUCUUCGCAAAACUGACCCAAGAUAUGAAUGCCAAAGAGAGUUUGCCUUGAAGCAUUUACCUGAUGACCCUCUUUUCCAGCUGGUGUCCAAGCUUUAUGAAGUUGUGCCUCCUGUUCUUACCGAACUUGGAAAGGUGAAGAACCCAUGGCCAAAUGUUGAUGCUCACAGUGGAGUGUUGCUGAACCACUAUGGUCUAACCGAAGCAAGGUACUACACGGUGCUCUUUGGUGUCUCAAGGAGUCUUGGUAUCUGCUCUCAGCUAAUAUGGGACCGUGCUCUUGGACUGGCACUUGAGAGGCCAAAGAGUGUCACAAUGGACUGGCUUGAUGCCUUCUGCAAGAAAGCUUCAUCUGCUUAA
This is a messenger RNA of Microthlaspi erraticum, 1980 nucleotides long. NCBI's taxonomy places the organism in Eukaryota, Viridiplantae, Streptophyta, Magnoliopsida, Brassicales, Brassicaceae. The record is from the annotation of a GenBank genome assembly.